Messenger RNA from Vombatus ursinus (common wombat), 1146 nucleotides. Its product is annotated as myb/SANT-like DNA-binding domain-containing protein 3. Bases 1 to 828 code for a protein of 275 amino acids. The transcript is spliced from 2 exons. NCBI's taxonomy places the organism in Eukaryota, Metazoa, Chordata, Mammalia, Diprotodontia, Vombatidae. The record is from RefSeq and is a predicted model, not a curated record.
AUGCAAAACAACGAAAUUAUAAAACCUGCCAAAUACUUUUCUGAAUUGGAAAAGAGUAUCUUGCUUGCAUUAGUGGAAAAGUAUAAAUAUGUGCUUGAAUGUAAGAAAAGUGAUGCUAGGACAAUUGCACUUAAACAGAGGACCUGGCAAGCCCUCGCCCAUGAGUACAAUUCUCAACCAAGCGUCUCACUACGAGAUUUCAAACAAUUGAAGAAGUGUUGGGAAAACAUCAAAGCACGGACCAAAAAGAUAAUGGCACAUGAAAGGAGAGAGAAGGUAAAACGGAGCAUUAGUCCGCUUCUAAGCACACAGGGAAUAGGAAAAGAGAAGAUUGCCAGCAUGCUCCCUGAGCAAAUUUACUUUUUACAGAGUCCUCCGGAAGAAGAGUCAGAAUACCACCCUGACACAGCAAACCAAGAACCUUUUCCUGUUUCAAGUCGAGAACUAUGCGAGGAGGAGAAGGAACUCAUUCACUUCCCAGUUUGUGAAGGGACCUCUCAACCUGAACCUUCAUGUUCAGCGGUCAGAAUGACGACCCAUAAAAACUUCCGGAGCAGAGCCUCUCAGGAAAGUGCGUUAAAGAAGAUGCAUGAAGAGGAGCACCAUCAGCAAAUGUCCGUUUUGCAGCUGCAGCUGAUCCAGAUGAACGAAGUGCACGUGGCCAAAAUCCAGCAGAUCGAAAGAGAGUGCGAAAUGGCAGAAGAGGAACACAGGAUAAAAAUGGAAGUUCUCAACAAAAAGAAGAUGUAUUGGGAGAGAAAACUGCAAACUUUUACCAAGGAGUGGCCUGUGUCAUCAUUUAACAGGCCCUUCCCCAAUUCACCAUAGAAGAUGGGAAAUGAGCACACAUGGGAAUUCACAUUUAACUAAGGUGUUUGGGGAAAAGGGUGUGUGGAAUAAAUCUGUGAAUCCACAACUUGUCUAAGUUGGAAGGAGACCAGUUAAGUGUCUGAGUCAAAUGGAGAGUAGUAACUUUUCAGAGGUUACAUUCAGGUAACACACACGUCUCGCCCCCUUUCUGACUCCUUUGUCUAUAAUCACCUCUACUAAAGAUGAGGAAAGAAGCGAUUUUAGUUUUUGAACAUCGUAGCUGUAGGUGUGAUCAUUCUGAACGUGAUGUUGUCUUUAAUUAGGAUUCAUACAAGA